Molecule: messenger RNA, 876 nt
Organism: Quercus lobata
Lineage: Eukaryota; Viridiplantae; Streptophyta; Magnoliopsida; Fagales; Fagaceae
Product: salicylic acid-binding protein 2-like
Exons: 3
Coding region: 1-876 (291 amino acids)
Biological process (GO): salicylic acid metabolic process; jasmonic acid metabolic process
Molecular function (GO): methyl indole-3-acetate esterase activity; methyl jasmonate esterase activity; methyl salicylate esterase activity
Source: RefSeq, a predicted model, not a curated record
AUGGAGCUGAGCAAGAAGCAUUUCAUGUUAAUUUCUUUUUUUAUCAUUCUUUCAUCUCUUGGAAUUGAGGCUACUAAGGAGCCACCAAGAACUGGCAAGCACUUUGUGCUAAUUCAUGGUUCAUGCCUUGGAGCUUGGUCCUGGUACAAGCUUGUGACACUACUAAAAUCUUCUGGUCACAAUGUCACUGCACUAGAUUUAGCUGCUUCUGGGAUCAAUCCAUUGCAGGCAAAUGAUCUCCAAUCAAGUUUUGACUAUUUCAAGCCCUUGAGGGACUUCAUGGAAGCUCUUCCUUCUCAUGAAAGAGUAAUCCUUGUUAGUCAUAGCCUUGGUGGCAUGGCAAUUUCUCAAGCCAUGGAAUAUUUUCCAAGUAAGAUCUCUGUAGCUGUUUUUGUCACUGCCUUAAUGCCUGGGCCAACCCUCAACAUUUCCACCCUCAAUCAAAUGUCUUUCAGCCAACAAGGCCCUCUGCUUGACAGUCACUAUAUAUAUGACCAAGGCCCAAACAAUCCUCCAACCACUUUCAUCUUCGGGCCCUUGUACUUGGCAUCAGAUGUGUUCCAACUUAGCCCAAUUGAGGAUUUGACACUGGCCACCUUGUUGUUGAGACCACUACGUUUGUUUAGUGAUGAAGACCUAUCAAAGCAGCUAAUGCUGUCCUCUGAGAAUUAUGGGUCGGUUAAACGGGUUUACAUCAUAUCCGAAAAAGAUAAGGUGGCAAGGAGGGAUCUUCAACUGUGGAUGAUUGAGAGAAAUCCACCCAAUGAUGUGGUGGAGAUCAAAGGAUCUGAUCACAUGGUCAUGAUGUCUAAGCCAAUAGAGCUUUGGGCUCAUCUCCAAGGCAUUGCUGAGAAAUAUUCUUAUCCCAUUUUCUAA